This is a messenger RNA of Psammomys obesus (fat sand rat), 687 nucleotides long. RefSeq names its product prolactin-8A9-like. The transcript has 5 exons. Gene Ontology annotation, molecular function: prolactin receptor binding; hormone activity. Gene Ontology annotation, cellular component: extracellular region. Gene Ontology annotation, biological process: positive regulation of lactation; female pregnancy; positive regulation of receptor signaling pathway via JAK-STAT. The record is from RefSeq and is a predicted model, not a curated record. Bases 1 to 687 code for a protein of 228 amino acids. NCBI's taxonomy places the organism in Eukaryota, Metazoa, Chordata, Mammalia, Rodentia, Muridae.
AUGGAGCUGCCAUUGAGUCAACGUCACUUCUCAGGGACACUCCUGCUUUUGGUGAUGUCAAACCUGCUGCUGUGGGAGAAAGCUGCAGCAAUUCCUGCUUGCCAUACUGAAGAGGGAGGCUGUAUGGAGCUCCUUGUGGAAACAUUUAACAAUGCCAUCAACAGAGCUGAAACUGUCUAUAAUCUUGCUGUUCAAAUAUAUCAAGAAUUUCUUAUAAAAUUGUUGAGGGAGGAUUAUCCUAGUCUCAGUGCCAGAACUCACUGCCAUGCCAAGAUCACAAAUCCUCCAUAUCCGGGAAAUGAACACACAUAUAUUCCGACCAAAAAAUAUUUAAAAAUGUUGAUCAAUUUUGUGGGUGCCUGGAAUGCCCCUCUAUACCAUCUGGUGGUUGAACUGAGUGCCAUGGACGAUGUUCCUGAAACUAUCCUUUCAAAAGCCAAUGAGAUUGAAGAGAACAACAGAGAAAUCCUGGAAGACCUUAGAUGGAUAUUCACUAAGGUCUAUCCUACAGAAAACGUACGAGAAAAUUUCCCAAACUGGCAACAUCUUCCAUACAUAAAAUCAAGUCUCAGAAAUGAUCAGUUUUUGGCAAUAUUUCACCUUUCCAACUGCCUCCGCUCAGAUAUACAGUUCACUCUAUUUCAUCUCAAAAAACUGAAGUGUCGAAUGACCAGGAAAAAUUGUUAA